Messenger RNA from Aspergillus caelatus, 1196 nucleotides. RefSeq lists its product as uncharacterized. Lineage: Eukaryota; Fungi; Ascomycota; Eurotiomycetes; Eurotiales; Aspergillaceae. The coding region runs from base 25 to 738 and encodes 237 amino acids. The record is from RefSeq and is a predicted model, not a curated record. The transcript has a single exon.
GAUCGCCCCACUACAGCAGGCAAGAUGCCCAGUCUUGUAUAUGUAUCUUCUAUACUACUAGCUACGUCCUCUGCCACAGUGACAUACCUCUAUUUUCUCCACCGCUCUCUUGGACAUCGAAUCCAUCACGAGUUUCACCACAGUGAACUCCCCAAAUCCGUUUCUACAGUUUUAUCGCUCCCUGUAGAAGUCUCUCGUGGAGAAUGCCGCGCUUUCUAUGACCAUGCUUCCCGUCGCGUUGCGCGCAAAUUACUUCCAACGCAACAGCUAGAGGACUUAUUCACACUGCUCUUACGUCGCAAUAUGACAGCUUUCUCUCGUUUUCCACAAGCUUGGAUAUUGAGAUUGAAUGUCACACCUGCAGACCGUAUAACGUUCCGCGCAUCUCAUAUCCAGUCACUCCAAUUCAAAAAAGGCGAUCUCGUCUGUGGGCUUUACCGUGUCCAAGAACGGGCACCCAACAAAGCCGUGCUUGAGUUGCUGUUCAAAGGGGACGUCCACGGACGAUUGAUUAUUCGAUUCUGGGAAGAGGGUGAGGAAGUUGUCUUUUGCACGGAGACGAUCAUGUGGACAAGUAAGCUACAGUCCGGACAAAGCAAGAAGGCUAUUGUCCCACUGGAGAAUCCCGUGCUGAGGUUUCUCCAUGAGAUGGCUGCAUGGUGGUUAAUUGAUUCUGGUGUCACUUAUCUGCUGGAUCUGAAGGGAAAUACACACUCGUUGGAUGUGGGAUCGCUUUGACUUAAGAUGUUUGCCAUGUCGCCUUUUCUUUGAAAAUAUCAAAGCUUCGACAUAAAGAGCUUGGGGACAAUCAAUUGUUAUGAGGAAUAUCUUCCUUUCAUGCCUUUGUCCUCAUACCCUUCCUUUUGCCAGGAGUACUAUUGUUCAUCGAUGGUAUAUAACACCUUCCCAAUACGAUAAUAUGGACGUUUCCCCGUGUAUACCACAGCUCAUUUUUCCCUCCACUUCGCCAGUAUAUCAUCAAUAAUCAUAUGGCCAGCCAUGUGCUUGUGUACAUACCACCACUACCCCUGCGGGCACAUUGCAUCGUUCACGUUUGAGAGCUGUAUCCACAUAACCAACUUGCUGCUAGCAAAUAUCAAUCCUCUCAGCCAUCAUAAUGUCAAAAAGCUCGAUCUGUUAAAUGAAAGACGCCCUCAUCGUUGUCUCAAAUGUGAGGAGAGUUCGAGAGACGCAUC